Messenger RNA from Alnus glutinosa, 468 nucleotides. RefSeq names its product G-type lectin S-receptor-like serine/threonine-protein kinase LECRK1. The transcript has a single exon. The record is from RefSeq and is a predicted model, not a curated record. NCBI's taxonomy places the organism in Eukaryota, Viridiplantae, Streptophyta, Magnoliopsida, Fagales, Betulaceae. The coding region runs from base 103 to 444 and encodes 113 amino acids. Gene Ontology annotation, molecular function: protein kinase activity. Gene Ontology annotation, biological process: protein phosphorylation.
UUUGAUUUUGGAUUGGCAAAGCUUUUGAGGAUGGACUAAAGCCAAACUCUCACAGGCAUCAGAGGAACAAAAUGGUAUGUUGCAUCUGAAUGGUUUAGGCACAUGGCGAUCAAAACCAAGGUGGAUGUUUAUAGCUACGGUGUUAUGCUGCUAGAGAUAAUUUGUUGCAGAAGAAGCGUAGAAAUGGAUGCCUGUGAGGAGGAGAAAGCAAUUUGGACUGAUUGGGCUUAUGACUGCUAUCGGGAAGAAACUUUAGAUGCUCUGGUUGAAUAUGAUGGGCAGGCCUUGGACGACAGAAAGAAUCUGGAGGGAUUUGUGAUGGUUGCCUUUUGGUGUAUUCAAGAAGACCCUUCUCUUAGGCCUACCAUGAGGAGGGUUAUCCAGAUGCUUGAGGGAGUUGUUGAAGUGCUUAUUCCACCAUGCCCAUUCCCCUUCACUAAGUAAUUAAGACCCGUGAAGCCAACAAGA